GUCGAAUUGGCCAAGUACACGCUACAUGGAAGAGGACAAGUUUUAUCCGUUUCAAAUGGGCAAGGACAAGCUUUAAUCCGAGUUAGGUGCAGCAGGCAGGAGUGUCUUAUACCUAAUUCAAAGUAUGCAGGCCUGUUUGAAAUCCGGUGAAACCUUGAUCGCGACCAAGAGGCUGGCAUGUUAACUUAAUAAUGUCAGCCUUCCAGGUAUAAAACCCGCACACGAAGGCUGAAACAUCAGUGUUCAUCUUUCUUGCUCACUCCCAUCGUCCGCACAUCUGCAUAUUCGCAUAUCCAGACGAUUUUACUUGCAUCUAUCUAUCGAUAUGUCUUCCGACAAGUGUAACGUUCGCCUCUCUUUGUGUUCCCCUUCUCUCUCUGCUGGGAUUCCUACGCUUGUCUUUACCCUUGAUGUCCUCAAGAUUGUGACCUUGGUCCUCUUCUAUCUUGUUGUUAUCAUGGCUGGGCUGGCCUUCGACGUCUGCCGCUGUCAGUUCGACCCUUCGACGGCCCAGAGUCCUGCUCUGUCCAUAGAUUCGCCCAGGCUCCAGGAAGCGGAGAAAGCAGUCUGCACCUCGAAGGCUGCUUCUUCGUCAGCCACAUGUGCUUCAUCUCCAUCAGGCCUUCCUCCGUCCUCGUCGUCCCCUGCCAUCCUGGAAUCAGAUUUGGACAACCCUCGUCUUGUACCUGAGCCUCGGCUGCACUGGAGCAUCAGUUGUUCCGACAUUAGCCCGCAGUUGCACAACGCUCCGAUAGGCCCUGGUCACUAUGUCCACGCACUGUUCUCCGAUGCGUGGAACGAGAACGCCGUUCUCCUGAAGCAGCUCUUACAUGUGCAGGAUGCUCUCAACACUGCCAACGCUGAUAUCGAUGGGCUCGUGCUGGAGAAUCUAACCAUGAGCAACCAAAUGGACCGUUUUAGGCGCGAUCUAGAGAUUGAAGAGGUUCGUCGCAACGAAGCUGAAUUGACGUCCCGGGAUGCUACAGCCAAGAUGAGCUCCCAAAGGUCUAUCCUCUCCUCAUUACAAUCUGCCAACAUUGCACUCCGCUUCGAGAUCGCAAACCUUAAGGCCGAGCGCGACGAACUCAUAGCCGAGAAGACGCCAUCCGACUUACAGCAAGAACAUCAUGAAGAAGUCCAAGCGUUGCAAGGAACGCUCGUCCGGACGAAGAGGGAACUCGAAAGUGCCAAGAAGGAGCUGAAGAAGUUGAAGAGAGCAGCUGCAGGAAUACCUGAAUUAAAGAUAAUAUCUCCUGAAGGGAACGUUAUACCCUAUACCUCGAGCAGUACCGAUUCCUUGAGCGAAGAUCGAAAUAUUUCGAUGAGGGAACGCCUUACGCUCGCGUACACGGAGGUUGUCGGCCUUAGGGACCAGUGCGCAGCUUUGCAUCAUCAUGCAGACGAAAACGCAGAGUUACAGGAGGAUGUCAAGCAGCUUCUCGCUCAGCGCUCGGGUCUCUGGGAUCAGGUUGAAGCGGCCAACAGCGCCUGCCGCAAGCUGGAGGAGGAGAACAAGAAAUACUUCCGUCAGUUUGUGGAGAUCAGAGCUGAGCUAACCAAGGUAGAGAAGAGAACUGGAAUCGCAAUUUCAGUCAUCGAAGAAGAGGAGGAAGAGCCCGAAGUGGCAGCUCAUACUGUAUCCAAAGUUCCACCGACUGAUCAGGGCUGUCGUUCGGCAUUUGAUGACGACUCUGACGACGAGUCUAUUGCUUCCUCGGUCUCGUGUUAUUCGAUGGCAUCCACGGAUGACUUUGACAUAUCCCUGCCCUCUGAGGUUGAUACACCUCAUACAUCAGUCCCUUCCUCCCCAUGUUCUUCACUUUCCGCACCCCCUUCUCCCUCUUUUACGAUGCCCUCUUGGGUUCCGUGUUUUGACUCAGCAUGCACGGAUUUUGCAUUCGACGUCGUUCCGGGCUCACCCCUCGCGGAUGCGAUUUCCGUGUAUGCCAGCAUCUACCAGCCUAUUGGUGUCAGCCAUCGUCCAUUCGUCACCCGUCGUGGUCUCGGUAUUCCCAUCGUCCGUCCUUCCUGGCAUUCCGCUAGCUCCGUCUUUGCCCCUUUCGACGAAGCGUCCCCCAAGCGGAAGUUGGCUCUGGAUCUGGAUGAUGCGACACCCAGGACUCGUCGGAAGCACGAAGAAUGUUAAUGCAUCAAGUUUACAGUGUGUCUCGUUUGCAAAGGUUUUUUUUUUCUCUUCCCGAAAUUUUCUUUUCUUCUUCCUAUUUUUCUUGUCCCAUCAUUCCUACGAUUUCCUUCUUUUUGCAUUUGGUCGCAAGGUUUGUGUUUUGGUUAACGGGCUGUUCCUUUGGCUUGCGGUGGUCCUGGUUCCGGUUGCAUCGUUCGGCUGGGAUGCUUUCCCUCGAGGAUCCUGAUGAGGUGAAGUACUUUCUUGGGUUUCAUUGCUGCUUAUAUCUGUCUUCCACGUCUGCCCUUUAAAGUGGCACGGGAAACUCUAUAGGUGGUUGUGUUUCUCUUGGACUUGCGGAUCUCUCGGACUGGACUCCUCUAGUGAUGGUAUUUAGGCAGAUCCUGUACUCGGCUUACUCGGUGCUGUAAUAUAUUGGGAUUGUCAUGAAUUAUAAUUCAGUCUUGCGGCGAACCUGCGAUAGU
Messenger RNA from Suillus discolor, 2610 nucleotides. RefSeq lists its product as uncharacterized. The record is from RefSeq and is a predicted model, not a curated record. Lineage: Eukaryota; Fungi; Basidiomycota; Agaricomycetes; Boletales; Suillaceae. The coding region runs from base 326 to 2146 and encodes 606 amino acids. The transcript is spliced from 5 exons.